This is a messenger RNA of Chinchilla lanigera (long-tailed chinchilla), 3968 nucleotides long. It is a transcript of the gene Kcnh8, whose product is annotated as potassium channel, voltage gated eag related subfamily H, member 8. NCBI's taxonomy places the organism in Eukaryota, Metazoa, Chordata, Mammalia, Rodentia, Chinchillidae. Gene Ontology annotation, biological process: potassium ion transmembrane transport; regulation of membrane potential. The coding region runs from base 96 to 3422 and encodes 1108 amino acids. The transcript has 16 exons. Gene Ontology annotation, molecular function: voltage-gated potassium channel activity. Gene Ontology annotation, cellular component: membrane. The record is from RefSeq and is a predicted model, not a curated record.
GCCGCCGCGCGCGCCCCUUCUCCCUCCUGGCACUCUGCUCUCGAGCCAGCCUUCCGGACAAACUUUGAUGGAGAAUCUCACACCGCGCUGGAAACAUGCCGGUGAUGAAAGGAUUACUGGCGCCCCAGAACACCUUCCUGGACACCAUCGCCACCCGUUUUGACGGAACACAUAGCAACUUCAUUCUCGCCAAUGCCCAGGUGGCCAAGGGUUUCCCCAUAGUCUACUGUUCUGAUGGCUUCUGUGAGCUUGCUGGAUUUGCCCGAACCGAAGUCAUGCAAAAGAGUUGCAGCUGCAAGUUCUUAUUUGGUGUUGAAACCAGCGAGCAACUGAUGCUUCAGAUCGAAAAGUCACUGGAGGAAAAAAUAGAAUUCAAAGGAGAAAUUAUGUUCUACAAGAAGAAUGGGUCUCCAUUUUGGUGUCUAUUGGAUAUCGUCCCUAUAAAGAAUGAGAAAGGAGAUGUGGUACUUUUUCUGGCCUCGUUCAAAGAUAUAACAGAUACAAAAGUGAAGAUUACUCCAGAAGAUAAAAAAGAAGACAAAGCCAAAGGAAGAUCAAGAGCAGGGACCCAUUUUGAUUCAGCCCGGAGACGGAGCCGAGCCGUCCUUUAUCACAUCUCCGGGCACCUGCAAAGAAGAGAAAAGAACAAACUGAAAAUAAAUAAUAACGUUUUUGUAGAUAAACCAGCAUUUCCAGAGUAUAAAGUUUCUGAUGCAAAAAAGUCCAAAUUCAUACUCCUGCAUUUUAGCACUUUUAAAGCUGGCUGGGACUGGCUUAUUCUGUUGGCGACGUUUUAUGUUGCUGUGACUGUACCUUACAACGUUUGCUUUAUUGGCAACGAUGACCUGUCCACGACUCGGAGCACAACAGUCAGUGACAUUGCAGUGGAGAUUCUUUUUAUUAUAGAUAUUAUUCUAAAUUUCCGAACAACUUACGUCAGCAAGUCUGGCCAAGUUAUUUUUGAGGCAAGAUCAAUCUGCAUCCACUAUGUCACCACUUGGUUCAUCAUUGAUUUAAUUGCUGCCCUACCGUUUGAUCUCCUAUACGCUUUCAACGUCACAGUGGUGUCCCUGGUGCAUCUCCUGAAGACGGUGCGGCUCCUGCGCCUCCUGCGUCUUCUGCAGAAGCUGGACCGUUACUCCCAGCACAGCACAAUCGUCCUGACUCUGCUCAUGUCCAUGUUCGCACUCCUUGCACACUGGAUGGCCUGCAUCUGGUAUGUCAUUGGAAAAAUGGAGAGGGAAGACAACAGCCUUCUCAAGUGGGAAGUUGGUUGGCUUCAUGAGCUGGGAAAGAGACUGGAAUCUCCAUACUAUGGCAACAACACUCUGGGCGGCCCAUCAAUCCGAAGUGCCUACAUCGCAGCUCUGUACUUCACCCUCAGCAGCCUCACCAGCGUGGGGUUUGGGAAUGUUUCUGCCAACACAGAUGCGGAGAAGAUUUUCUCCAUCUGCACCAUGCUGAUUGGGGCCUUGAUGCAUGCUUUGGUAUUUGGAAACGUGACGGCCAUUAUACAGAGGAUGUACUCCCGAUGGUCUCUCUACCACACCAGAACCAAGGAUCUGAAGGACUUCAUUCGUGUCCAUCACCUGCCUCAACAGCUCAAGCAGAGGAUGCUUGAAUAUUUUCAAACAACCUGGUCAGUCAACAAUGGAAUAGAUUCCAAUGAGCUUUUGAAAGACUUUCCAGAUGAGCUGCGUUCUGACAUCACUAUGCACUUGAACAAGGAGAUCUUGCAGCUGUCCCUGUUUGAAUGUGCCAGCCGGGGCUGCCUCAGGUCUCUGUCUUUGCACAUCAAAACGUCUUUCUGUGCUCCGGGCGAGUAUCUGCUGCGUCAGGGGGAUGCGUUGCAGGCCAUCUACUUUGUAUGCUCGGGCUCCAUGGAAGUUCUGAAAGACAGCAUGGUACUGGCUAUUCUCGGGAAAGGGGACUUAAUUGGAGCAAACCUAUCAAUUAAGGACCAAGUGAUCAAGACCAAUGCAGAUGUGAAGGCUUUAACCUACUGUGAUCUCCAGUGCAUCAUCCUCAAAGGACUCUUUGAAGUGCUAGACCUUUACCCAGAAUACGCUCACAAAUUCGUGGAAGACAUUCAGCAUGACCUCACAUACAACCUACGGGAAGGGCAUGAGAGUGAUGUGAUAUCAAGAUUAUCAAACAAAUCUACAGUCUCACAGUCAGAGCCAAAGGGAAAUGGCAACAUCAACAAGAGACUCCCAUCCAUUGUAGAAGAUGAGGAAGAGGAGGAGGAGGGGGAAGAAGAGGAAACAGUAUCACUGUCUCCCAUCUACACAAGACGAUCCUCCUCCUCACGCAGCAAGAAGGUUGGAAACAAUAAAAGCUACCUAGGACUAAGCUUAAAGCAGCUGGCCUCAGGAACGAUGCCGUUUCACUCACCUAUGAGAGUUUCCAGUUCAAACUCCCCUAAAACCAAGCAGGAGGCUGACCCUCCUCACCACAAUAAAAAAAGGGAGAAGAACUUGAAACUGCAACUUUCCAUUUUGAAUACUGCUGGACCCCCAGACCUCAGUCCGAGAAUUGUUGAUGGAAUUGAAGAUGAGAACAGCAGUGAAGAGAGUCAGACAUUUGAUUUUGGCUCUGAACGAAUGAGGCCAGAACCCAGAAUUUCCCCUCCCCUUGGAGACCCAGAGAUCGGCACUGCUGUUCUCUUCAUCAAAGCAGAGGAGACUAAGCAGCAGAUAAACAAACUCAACAGUGAGGUAACCACACUGACUCAGGAGGUAUCCCAGUUAGGUAAAGACAUGAGGAAUGUGAUGCAGCUUCUGGAAAAUGUUCUGUCACCUCAGCGGCCAUCCCAGAUUUGCUCUUUGCAUGCCACCUCCGUGUGUCCCUCCAGGGAAAGCUUACAGACCAGGAUGAGCUGGAGCACACACCAACCUUGCCUGCACUUGCAAACAGGUGUGGCUGCCUAUAACCAAGCACAGCUUUGUCAUGGUAAUGUCACUUCUGACAUUUGGAGUAUGGAUCCAUCCUCUGUGGGGAGCAGCCCCCAGCAAACUGGAGUUCAUGAGCGAAAUCCUGCAGACAGUGACCUUUGUCAUUCUCCAAACCUGGGUUACUCACCUUCUCGCUACCAGGUCGUCCAAGAAGGUCAUUUACAAUUUCUAAGGUGCAUCUCUCCACAUUCAGACACUACGCUGACGCCUUUGCAGUCUAUUUCAGCAACACUGUCAUCCUCCAUCUGUUCCUCCUCAGAAACAUCCUUGCACCUGGUUCUCCCAAGCAGAUCAGAGGAGGGCAGCUUCAAUCAGGGACCUGUUAGCUCCUUCAGUCUGGAAAACUUGCCAGGCUCUUGGGACCAAGAAGGAACAGCGUCUGUCUCUACCAAACCCUUGGAGAACUUUCCCCUGGAAGUUAUCACAAGCACAGCAGAAGUGAAAGACAACAAAGCCAUAAAUGUAUGAUAUCAACACAUAGGAUGCAACUGCCAAUUUCAAACCCACAAAUGCAUGACAGCUUUAGUUUGCCUUUUUUGCCUCUGGCGGACAUGAAGACUGAGCAAAGAUGGGAACCCUACAAGAGAGUGUAAGAAGCCAGGGGAAGGCAGAGCCACCUCCACACUGUAGCAAACAAUUUCUAGAUCCUAGAGCAUAAUACAAACAUUUUUCUGUACAGGUAUUUACUUACUGGUCUGUCUGACAGACUUUGGUAAAAGUCCAGGGACCUGGAGAUUCUAAGCAGCUAGAAGUCCAAGACAAAGAUUUUGUGGAUUAGUUUUGUCCUAGGUGGCUUUUGUGAAGUGCAGCAAAGGUUUUUCCUGAGUGCCUGCUUGUCAUUCCUGAACAAUAUCCGUAGCACCAUUGGCCUUGGGAGUGCGCAGCUCCUGCUGAUCUAUUUUUCUUUUUGUGAAGGCAAAGGGACAAUUAUCACUGCAUGUCCUCUCCUAGACAAUCAGUCAAGUAGAGCUGGUGGCCAGUGGUUAGCUAUUCGCACGUUAUUUGCCAUGUAAA